Eufriesea mexicana is the source of this 938-nucleotide messenger RNA. RefSeq lists its product as uncharacterized. Bases 119 to 667 code for a protein of 182 amino acids. The transcript has 3 exons. The record is from RefSeq and is a predicted model, not a curated record. NCBI's taxonomy places the organism in Eukaryota, Metazoa, Arthropoda, Insecta, Hymenoptera, Apidae.
CGUCGGACCCCCGUGAGUAAUGCGUCGUAGAUAACGAACUGAAAUCCCAUCAGAAUCCGCGUUCACGGUUUCAAUAUACGCCAGAGUCGCGUGUGAGUCCCGCCGUGCCGGACGGAAAAUGUUGCGCGCGCACCGUGCACUUCCGGUGCUGAUCUGCGCCGCGUGUCUGCUCGUCUAUUGCACACCCUGUUCUCCGGAUAUUGGACAACCGCUGGACUUGAGUCAGUUUCCAGGAGAAUGGUUUUUCGCUGCUGGCACCCCGAUAAACGAAAGUCUGAGUAGAUGCGGACGGUUCCUGGUCAGACAGACGUCCUCUAACACGUUCACUGUGAAAUUCACGGCCCUCAGUUACAAGAACGAUAUUCCAAUAGCUUUUAACAUUGCCGGAAGCGUGAAUGGGAAAGAAAUCGUCGCUACCUGGCAAUUUCAAGGAUCAAAAAGAAGACUAGGGCCCUUUCGUCACGUUGUAACUUUCGUGGAGUAUGACAAGGUUCUCGGGAUGCUGGUCUGCUCUGAUAGCACGAGCCAUCGACAGGGCUACAAGUUCGCCAUGAUUUGGUCCCGGGAGAGGAGCUUGCCUUUGCCGAUCUUGAAGGAGCUCGAGUACAAGCUGGGAGCAUACAUUAAUCAAGGGAGAAUCCGGCUGGUGGAUCACGGCAACUGUUAAACAAACCGGAAACUUCCAUGGAACACCGAGUCCCGAUACACUCGCAGCUCAGAUAAUUUGCUUUCGCGUCUAAUCGAUGAUCUACGCGGCACGAAUUGAAUUUUCCUUGCGUUUCAUUGCGUUUCACGGAGACCAAUUUGUACGGUACACGAGGAAGAUCACGUUUGUCCUUCGAGUUAGGCGAAUUACUCAUCCUACGCCAGUGUUCUAAGCACGAAUUGUACGAAAAAUUUUAUUUCGCGUAUUUUCACGUAACGAAACCUAUUUCAAC